AUGGGGCAAUGUUUGAGGUACCAGAUGCACUGGGAGGACUUGGAGGAAUACCAGGCCUUGACGUUCUUGACCAGAAAUGAAAUCCUGUGCAUCCAUGACUCCUUCCUGAAGCUCUGUCCCCCAGGGAAGUACUACAAAGAGGCCACGUUGACCACGGACCAGGUCAGCUCCCUGCCAGCCCUGAGGGUCAACCCUUUCAGAGACCGAAUCUGCAGAGUUUUCUCCCACAAUGAUGUAUUUUCCUUCGAGGAUGUGCUGAGCAUGGCAUCUGUGUUCAGUGAGCAGGCCUGUCCCAGCUUGAAGAUCGAGUAUGCCUUCCGCAUCUAUGAUUUUAACGAGAACGGCUUCAUCGACGAGGAGGACCUGCAGGGGAUCAUCCGCCGGCUGCUCAGCAGUGACGACGUGCCAGAGGACCUGCUGAGCGACCUCACCAGCCACGUCCUGAAUGAGUCUGAUCUGGACAAUGACAACAUGCUGUCUUUCUCAGAGUUUGAACACGCGAUGGCCAAAUCUCCAGACUUCAUCAACUCCUUUCGGAUUCACUUCUGGGGAUGCUGACACGGCCACAGACCCCUGCUCUGGCAGCCCUGAGGGGGACCGCUGGAACUUGGAAUUCAGCCCCCUGAAGGCGCUAGGGGAAAUCUGAUUAGAAGAAUGACGUUGUCCCCAUCCCUCCCUCACUUCUAGAAUAUUGUUUAUUCAAUAAAGCAAAAGAAAAGCCCU
Molecule: messenger RNA, 723 nt
Organism: Hippopotamus amphibius kiboko
Lineage: Eukaryota; Metazoa; Chordata; Mammalia; Artiodactyla; Hippopotamidae
Gene: CIB4
Product: calcium and integrin binding family member 4
Exons: 7
Coding region: 1-558 (185 amino acids)
Molecular function (GO): calcium ion binding
Source: RefSeq, a predicted model, not a curated record